CCUCUGCUCUCCGCUAUGCUGUAGUCAGAUGACUGCAUGUCGCUCAGCUUCGCCUCCACUCAGGCUUUAUUUUGGCUUUCCGUAUCUCUCCGCCAUUAAAGACUGCCCGCCGAACAACACUAAGCGAUGGAUUUCCCGACUCUGAAAUGCUCCUAACGCCGAGCGGGACGCGGGGAGACCGGGCAUUUUAGCUGCAGCGGCCUUUUUCGACGGAGAGGUACAAUGUAAGGUCGUGUUUAGAGGCUGGACGAGGCUGAAAGCGGCUCUGACCGACUCGGAGAGGUUUGUUGUGGGAACUCGCGCAGAGCAGAGAAGGAGAACAGGAAAAGCAGCGUGCUGCCUGCCUGCUCUCUGUAUGUGACAUCAGCACCGGUGUGAGUGUGUGUGUGUGUGUGUGUGUGUGUGUGUGCGUGAGUGUGUGUGUGUGUCAGCUGCUGCUGAACGACCAUGACGGAGCUGGGUAUGAAAUGGGCCUGCGAGUACUGCACCUACGAGAACUGGCCAUCUGCUGUCAAAUGCACCAUGUGUCGCGCUCAGAGGCCGAGCGGCACCAUCAUCACCGAGGAGCCGUUUAAGAGCGGCUCCAUGCUGGACUCCCCGCACGGCGACUCAGGUGGCAGCAGCCUCCUGAUCUGCCCAGAUUCCAGCGCCCGGCCCCGUGUGCGCCAGGCACAGACCACCGAGUCCAGCGCCAAGUGGUCCUGCCACAUGUGCACCUACCUGAACUGGCCGCGCGCUGUCCGCUGCACGCAGUGUUUGUGCCAGAGGCAGCGCUCCUGCAGCCCCACCGAAACACCCCAGACCUCCGGCUCGGGCCUCAGGUUUAGGUCUGGGUCAGCGCCCCCUGUGGACCCAUGUGAAGAGUAUAACGACAGGAACCGGCUGAACACUCGUGCUCAGAGGUGGAUCUGUGCUGCCUGCACGUAUGAGAAUUGGCCCAAGACGCCACGCUGUGUGGUGUGUGACCACCCACGGCCCAACGACGCCAUCCAGCUGACUGAGCCGGACGAGCCGUCGCCGGUCAUCAACGAGCAGGACCGCGUGCGAAUGCAGCGAGCCGGAGGCGUAUGUGGGCCUGUGGGCCAGAGGCGGUCCCCGCCCGCCUCCAAACGGGACUCGGAGGUACAGAUUCAGGACAUUCAGUGUAUCGAGCUGGCUGCAGGAGCCCAUGGCAGUAAGGAGGAGCUGGAGAUGGACUUUAAAAAGCUCAAGCAGAUCAAGAACCGCAUGAGGAAGAGUGACUGGCUGUUCCUCAACGCCUGUGCAGGAGUGGUGGAGGGCGAUCUGGCUGCAGUAGAGGCCUAUAAGUCCUCAGGUGGAGACAUCGCUCGGCAGCUGACGGCUGAUGAGGUUCGUUUGCUGAAUCGACCGUCUGCCUUUGACGAAGGUUUCACGCUCGUCCACCUCGCCAUCCGCUUCCAGAGGCAGGACAUGCUCGCCAUCCUGCUGACCGAGGUGUCUCAGCAGGCGGUGAAGUGUAUCCCGGCGAUGGUGUGUCCCGAGCUGACGGAACAGAUUCGCAGAGAAAUCGCCUCCUCGCUGCACCAGCGCAAAGGAGAUUUCGCCUGUUACUUCCUCACGGAUUUAGUCACCUUCACUCUACCAGCAGACAUUGAAGAUUUGCCUCCUGCAGUUCAAGAAAAGCUGUUUGAUGAAGUUCUCGACCGUGAUGUACAGAAAGAGCUGGAGGAGGAGUCUGCUGUGAUUAACUGGUCUCUGGAGCUGGGCACUCGUCUGGACAGUCGUCUGUACGCUCUGUGGAACCGAACGGCCGGAGACUGCCUGCUGGACUCGGUGCUACAGGCCACCUGGGGAAUCUACGAUAAAGAUUCGGUCCUCCGCAAAACGCUGCAUGACAGCCUGCACGACUGCUCACACUGGUUCUAUACUCGGUGGAAAGAGUGGGAGUCGUGGUACUCGCAGAGUUUCGGCCUCCAUUUCUCCCUCAGAGAGGAACAGUGGCAGGAGGACUGGGCCUUCAUCCUGUCCCUCGCCAGCCAGCCUGGAGCGAGUUUGGAGCAGACUCACAUAUUCGUUCUUGCACACAUUCUCCGUCGGCCGAUCAUAGUUUACGGAGUGAAGUAUUACAAGAGUUUCCGUGGAGAAACGUUAGGCUACACUCGCUUUCAAGGUGUGUACUUACCGUUGCUAUGGGAACAGAGCUUUUGCUGGAAAAGCCCUAUCGCUCUUGGUUACACGAGGGGUCACUUUUCUGCGCUGGUCGCCAUGGAGACAGACGGCUACGACAAUCGCGGCGCGGGCGCCAAUCUCAACACGGACGACGACGUCACGGUAACCUUCCUCCCAUUGGUCGACAGCGAGAGGAAGCUGCUGCACAUCCACUUCCUGUCGGCACAAGAGAUGGGUAACGAGGAGCAGCAGGAGAAGCUGUUGAGGGAGUGGCUGGACUGCUGCGUGACGGACGGCGGGAUGCUGGCCGCUAUGCAGAAGAGCUGCAGGCGGAGGAACCAUCCACUGGUCACUCAGAUGGUGGAGAAGUGGCUGGACGGAUACAGGCAGAUCCGACCCUGCCCCACGCUGUCCGACGGAGAGGAGGAGGAGGACGAAGAAGACGAGUGAGGACGAGACGGACUGUGGGGGAUCGAAAUUCUCAGAAACUGAUUCACCAUUUAUUUUCACGUCAGGGAGGGAAGGGCCUCCAGCCAUUUCACACCAACACACAAACGCACUCACUAAGGAAAAGUAGGGUUUUAUUGAUGGACAUUUCUACACCCCCCCUGCCCCCCGCCCCCCCCAUCAUUUCUCAUAACGCUACACUAGAACCGCA
Molecule: messenger RNA, 2788 nt
Organism: Colossoma macropomum (tambaqui)
Lineage: Eukaryota; Metazoa; Chordata; Actinopteri; Characiformes; Serrasalmidae
Gene: zranb1a
Product: zinc finger, RAN-binding domain containing 1a
Exons: 11
Coding region: 448-2580 (710 amino acids)
Biological process (GO): protein deubiquitination involved in ubiquitin-dependent protein catabolic process; cytoskeleton organization; positive regulation of Wnt signaling pathway
Cellular component (GO): cytoplasm; nucleus
Molecular function (GO): cysteine-type deubiquitinase activity; K63-linked polyubiquitin modification-dependent protein binding
Source: RefSeq, a predicted model, not a curated record